CAGACAUACCUUGGGGGUCAGUGUCUGGGAGGAGGGACAGGGGCGGGGGAUGGCGGCCCUCACUCGACCCUCGGAUCCCAGUUAAUUAGCCGCAUCUCACCACACUGCUGCCCACUGACACUCACAUGGCUCACUCUCUACACAUCAAUUGAACACUUCGGUUGUGUCGUCAAGAGUGGCAUGAAGUUGACGAGUAAUGGCUACAUCAGUACCCCAGAAAGAUGAUGUGGAGAGAUGGACGGUGGAGCAAGUUGCUGCCUGGCUUCAGCAGGUGGAGUUAGCAGAUUGCUGUGAAGUUUCUCUCAGAAAAGGAAUUGAUGGACACACACUACUGCAAUUAACUGAAGAAGCUUUAGUGCUAUGGGGUAGAGAUGUUUCUAUAAAGAAUCGCAAGCAAAUUAUGAAGCUAGUCACACAGAUAAAGGACCAUCAGCUAGUCAAUACUAGUAGACAUGUGAGUGACAUUCAAGGCCCUCGAAGCUCUUCUGGCAUUGUGCCUCCAAGAUGGAAAAAACCACAGCAUAAUCAGCAAGAUGAUGCAAAAGAUGACGACAAUACUGUAGACUUUUUUGAUGAAGAUGAUUUUUCUGAUGACUACGAUAGCGAAAAUGAACGUGAAUCGUCCAGUAUACCACCACCAGAGACAACUCCUGGCCAUGUUAAAGGUGAUGAAGAAUAUGGACUUUAUAUGACGCCUAGAACUGUAACUACCACCCCAACCUAUCCAAGUCAACCAUCAAGAGGUCUUCCUAACUUUCCUGCAAGAGUUCCAGUAAUUAGUGCCCAUAAUCUUUCACAAUUGCCUUUUCCUGCAAAUCGUCUGCCAGCACCACAGCCCAGUAAUAUUCGCCCAUCUCUUCCUCCAACCAAUUUGCCUCAAAAUCAAGAUACUCGAAACAGAGCUUUCUCACUACCUGUAGUAAGCAGGGGUGCCGCACCUGCAAACCGGGGAACAGGAGCUCACCAUGGAGGGUUUUCUGGUGCAUUAAGAGGACAUGGACCUUCAGACCAGACUCCACAUGGACACCCACCACCAGACGUCUCUGGACGUGGACCUGCUCCAGUCCCUGGAGGCCUUGAUAAUAAUCUUCGACACCAAAUUGGUCUUCAAACUGCUAACCCUCCAUUCCUGAAGCCUAAAGCACAGAAUCCUCUUCAAGCGUCAUCAUCUGGAGGACCACCACUUAGAUUACCUCAUUUUCCUCCUGGACCUCACAGCAGCAACAGUCCACACAGCAGACCCGAGAGUCCAAGUGAAAGUGGCGGACAAGGGGUAAGAAGUGGCUACACCUUACACCAUGUCCCUUUAUCUGCUAAUAAACCUCUUGAUGGAAAUAAUUCUGCCAGACCACCCCCUAUUAUUCCUAAGCCAAAGACGCUGCAGAACCCUGGAGUAACACCAAAUCGGCAACCCAUUUCAUUUCCCAGACCCCUCAACAGCACCAGCCCUCAAAGUAGUCGGCCUGUGAGCCCAACUGAGAGUGGAGGACAGGGAGGAAAAAGUGGCUUUACCUUACACCCUCCAUUGAAGCUCAGCAAAUCUGACGAGGGAAAUAAUCCUCCAAGACCGCCAGUCCCAACACCCAAGGAGCUGAAGCCCAAGUUCAGCCAACCAUCACAAUCAGCUUCAUAUGCUCCAGAGAAAACGGACCAUGAAUAUGAGAUUGUUGAUGUUCCGCCUAGAUCAUUUACAGGAACGGAGAACAUUCAUCCCAGUUCCUCAGGUCUGUUGUCCCCAGAUAAAACUCCACCGGCUCUACCUCCAAGGAAUACUGCAGAUGGUCGGGACACGUCAUCCCGUCAGGCACAAGGAAUUGGAGCCCAACAGCCGCCGCCGCCUAUAGGGUACAACCCACCAAAAUGGCACUCUGGAAGUAGUCAAGUACUACCUAAAAGUACUCCAAAACAUCCAUCAGUUCUCCCCAGACAUCUUAAUCAACCAUCUUCCUUAAAUGUUUCUCACAAUAGACAACAUGAAUCGAAUCCCGAUGGAAACGCACACACCCCAACCCGACCACCCAUACUGUCUGGUUCGCCCAAUCUCAACACCAGCCGACCACCUGCACCCAUUCCUUCGCUCCCCAUUUCUGGUCCUCCCAUUCCGCCCACCAGUGGGCCACCACUGCCUUCAAACAAUCCUCCUCCUAUCCAGUACCCAGAUCAGUAUCCAGGACAACAUCAGACAAAUUCUCUUGAUUACCUGCAACUUGAUCAGGUACCACAGGAAAUGGCCCCAGCAGUACCAGGAGUUUCACCACUACCUUCCGUUGGAAUGACAAGUACAGAACGUGUUAACCUGGGAGAUGGAGAGAGUAUUGAACUAAUCCCGCUUUAUCGCAGACUUAUGGAACAACCAUAUUUUCAUGUAAUAUCUCGAGCCAAAUCCAAGAAUAUUCUUGAAAAUGCUGAUGAUGGAAUGUUCCUGAUUCGUCCAUCAACUCGCUCCAUGGAUCCACUCACCCUCUGCCUUAGACAUGGAGGCCGCACUUACAAUAUCAAUAUUAGACAUCGUCGUGAUGGACUGUUUGCCUUAGGCUCAGAAAAGAGUAAAGAAAUGGCGUUCACAUCAGUAGAUGACAUAAUUACUGCUCACAAACGUGAACCCAUCAAGCUACAAAAUGGAGAGCGUGCAUUGCUGACCGGAUCACCGCCUAAACCUGACCGCAUUUAUGUUCAGAUACGAAGCUCAAGAUAAUGAGAGUUACCUGGCAGAAUAGUGUGAUUGAUUUAGAGAAUAUAGGAGAACUUUAACAUUUUACUAUAACAAAGCUCUAAAAGUGGACAUAAAACUGCAUCUUUAUUUGGCUAAGAUUUGUAUACGUUACUUACUGUUGUGUUCACACCAGACAAUAAUAUUGAUAAACAUGGGUUUUCUUAGCCAAGAUAAAAUGUAAUCUAUAAUCAUGUGUAAAACCAAUCAAAACAAAAGUCCAAAACAGGAAAUUAUAAAGGAUACAGCUUUUAAAACUAUAUACCUGAAUAGUCUUUUAUUUUUACAUAUGUUGCAUAAUUUUUACAUACAUUCCAGGAGCUGCCUCGUAUGGGCCAAUAGGCCUUCUGUAGUUACCUUUAUUCAUAUGUUCUUAUGUUGCAAAAUUAUGUUACAACUUGUCUUAUAAAAUUGGUAGCAUACAUUAAUUGGACAUUGGUAGCAUCUGAAUUUACUUGAGGACCAAUAGCUCAAGUGGCCUCAAAGGGAACAGGAAGUCAGUAGCUUGUCAUAGGUUUCCCCAUUAUUCCAGAGGAUUUUUUCCGGCUCGGUAUUAAGCUGAAAUACUGUCUUAGCAUUUACAGAUUCGGUACAUAAGCAGUUCAAUGGGUUUAUAACGCUAUGGGUAAAAAAACAUCUCCUGUUUUCUGUCCUACAUUGUUGCUUGAGCUCGAAACUGUUGCCCUUUGUAUACGUUACAUUGAAAGUUUUAAAGAAGUUCCAUUUUUAUAGGUUGAGAGUCCAGCUCUAUCAUAUCUGGUUUGCAGUGUUGUUAGUCCUGUGGCCCUCCUUCAUUCCUGGUAAGGGACAUGGUUUAGGGGUGAUUUUUGGUGCGGUGUUUUGAACUUUCUCCAAGGCAGAUGUGUCCUUUUAAAGGUGAGAUCUCCAUGCUUGGAUACAGUAGUCAAAAUGGGGGUGCUCCAGAGGUUUGUACAGUUGACAAAUCACUUUCUUUUCCUUGAAGUCAAAAGUUCAUAUUAUUGAUCCAAUUUAUAUAUAUACACAUACAUACACAUACACACAUACUACACCUACCUACCUACCUACUUCUCAUACAACUUUCAAUGACUGGUGGGUCAUAAUUCUUGGCAUGAACAUAGCAAUAUAAGGGAACAGAAAGCUUGGUUAAUUAAGAUGUGGUUUCUAAUCUAUGAUCACCAUUUUUAGACUCAAUCUUCCCACUUAUUGUUUCAUUUAAUUAGAUUUUUUGUUGUUUUAAACGAUGUUGUAAAGAUAUAGUUCUACAUUUUGUUUUUGUUAUAAUAAUCAUGUUAUACAAUCGUGUUAUGUUAUAUAAUCAGUUGUGCUGUAAUUAGCAAGAAUAAGGCCAAGAAAUGUAUGCAUGAUAUUUUGUAGAGUUUUUUGCUGUACGUUGUGAAAUUAUGUACUGCAUAUAUACUCGUAAUAAGACUGUAAACUAGAACAUAUCCUUGCUUUCAGAAAUAGUAUGUUGCAUAGUACGUGCAAUAAUCAUUAUUUCAACUUUUAAUUUAAAUGUUCUCUACAGUCAACAGUAUGAAAUGUCAGCGUGUAGUUUUCUACUAGGCAAAAUAUUGCAUUGGUGUUAUUUCAUUAACUUCAGUGUUAUGGCCAUUACUGUGUUUAUUCUGCAAUUUAUAGAACUUAUUUAGCUCCUUGUUAUUUAGUAUGCAGUUUUCUUGACAUGUAUUUUACUUGUGUGCACAUACACACACACACAUGAGAGAGACGUGCCAAGUUUUGUAAGAGAUAAGAUAACGGCACAAAAUUCAUAACGAAACCGAGUACUGUACCAGCAAAACUCGACACUUAUACUUUGUUCAAAUCAUCACACUUACACCUCGCAACUAUUUCUACAAUGUUUUUUUACACAAUUAAGGUAUGUCUUGUGAUUUUUAAUGAUGUAACAUGUUGUGUACAAGAUACAUAUAUGUAUAUAUAUAUAUUAAUUAUUUUUAAGCAUAUUGGAGUCAAUUUGCAAGCUUGGAAAAAGUUUUUAUCUUGUAUAUAAAUAUUUUUCUUUGCUUGUUCAAGACUCAUUCACCAUUAUCUGUCCUAUAACAAUUAAUGGUAAUUAUGAAAAGAGCAUUUUCCUAAUUAGAAAUGUAUAUAUAUUUUUAUUGAACAAUAUAGAUCAACAAGAAAGCAACGCAAAUCAAUAUAGGAAAAAAUUAGCUGAAAAGAAUUCUGUUUGCUAUUUAUGACUAAAAUAGAAAGAAACUAAAUCCCUCAUAAGUAUGCUUGUUGCGUUUACUACAGUAUACUGUAUUUUAUCAAUUUUAAAUAUGCGUGAUCUGAUUUCAAGUUUGUUGAGCUGUUUGUUUUAUAGUAUAUAAGGAUAUUUGGGGGGGGGAAGUCUGUAUUUUUGUCCUAUCUAAAAUACAUUUGUUAUGCUGUUUUGUGGUACUGUAUCUCUGGAAAGAGCACACCCUGUUGUUAUAUGAAAUUACUGUAAUAUGUUUAGAGAAAAAACAAAAAAAGAACAUACCCCCCUCCACCAAAAAAAUCUUGAAUGAUCAUAAUUGUUUUGUAUUUAUAAUAAUAAUACAGUAAUGUAUUUCUUGGAAACCACACCCAGCAUUGUUUUAGAUUCCAUGGACUAUAUCUCAAUUAGAAAAGUUACUUUUAUUCCAUAUAAUUGUUUUUUUAACUGCACAGUAGGAAAGACCAGGGUAUCCUCUUAUUAGACAUAUUUUAAAAAAUGUACUUUUCAAAAUUUAGUUUCAUUGCUGAUAUUUGUCCCACUGUGGGGAAGGAUGAAGGGAAAAAUUAAGUGUGGUAGCCACAAGAGUAACCAUGCAUCAGAUGAACAGGCGAUGAGUCACAAUAACGUGGCUGAAGUAUGUUGACCAGACCACACACUAGAAGGUGAAGGGACAACGACGUUUCGGUCCGUCCUGGACCAUUCUCAAGUUGAUUGUGAGAAUGGUCCAGGACGUACCGAAACGUCGUCGUCCCUUCACCUUCUAGUGUGUGGUCUGGUCAACAUGCGUCAGAUGAGAUCUCCAGACAUAAUGGAUUGUUGCUUCUCAUCUGGGUUCAGUCCCUGGGCAGGACAGAAGUGGUUGGUCAUGCUUGCUUUCACCUGAUGUUCGUGUUCACCUAAUAAUAAAUCUUUACCCACGAGUUAGGAACCUUGUAGGUUGCAUCCUGGGGAAUGUCAAUAGUUGGCCUAGGAUAGAACCUUGAUUUUAACUGAGGAACAGACUUCCUCUCCUCAUCAAUGGAAAUAUUACUCAACAACAGCCAUACAUUUGUGAGUUGACAAACAUAUAUUAGAUAAGUAACUCUUGUCAGAAUAGUGCCAAAAUCUACAGUGCCAAAAUUUGAAUCAAGGUUCAUUCAACUGUCAACAAUCUUUAUUCAUAUGAGAGAUGCUGACGUGCAUGUGAAAGUUCAUACAUUGUUUAUAUGCACUCUCCUUCCUCUCACCCACAUGCUCACCACCUAUACAUUCUGUGGAUUUCGGUCUUUAUUCAACACAGUAAUUCCUUUGAAAAACUUUAUUGUAAUUGUAUGUCUAAAAAUAUACAGCAGAAUGUGGAAAACAUAUCCAUCCUUGCAUAGUAUUAAGGAUCUGUGAUUGUCAAUCGUAAUAGUUAUAAAACUUGGAAGUGGCCAAGGCAUAGUGCAUUGGCUUUAGGAUUAGGCCAGGAGGUACAAUACUCAAAUAUAUUAUCUUUGUAUUUCUUAAUUUUUGUAUGUUCUGUAUUUUAUAAAUGCUGGUUUUUGUGGAAAGGAUUUUAAACAAUGACAAAUUUCAUGGAACACUAUACCUGAGGAAAGGGGUUUGGCAUCAUUUGCAAACUUUAAUGUGUUUGUAAUAACCCAAUUGUAUGUAAAGGCCAAGAGCCACACUCAUGAUGACCUGUCUUCCUUAUAUAUUUUGUCAUAUUUAAUAUUAAAUUCAAUAAUUGUUAACGUAAUCAGUCAAUACAUUCCAUUAAUUACAACUGUUAUUAAAGAAAUUCUUCCGUA
Procambarus clarkii (red swamp crayfish) is the source of this 6667-nucleotide messenger RNA. RefSeq lists its product as uncharacterized. The record is from RefSeq and is a predicted model, not a curated record. Gene Ontology annotation, biological process: intracellular signal transduction; cell surface receptor protein tyrosine kinase signaling pathway. NCBI's taxonomy places the organism in Eukaryota, Metazoa, Arthropoda, Malacostraca, Decapoda, Cambaridae. Gene Ontology annotation, molecular function: protein binding.